AUGAAGACAGACAUGACGAAAAAGGAAGAGCUCAUAGCUUCGGGGCCUUCCAAAGCCCUCGAACUCCUCGAUACGUCCGAAGGCGAGGUUAUCGAUCCGGAAGAAAGCUCGGCCCUCUUGAGACGGCUGGACCUCAGACUCAUGCCGCUACUUUGCAUCACUUACGCGUUGCAGUCCAUCGACCGAACUACCCUGAGUUAUGCCGCCGUCUUCGGUAUCCGCGAGGACAUUGGUCUGACUGGCUCAGAGUACUCCUGGGCAGGUGCGCUGUUGUACCUGGGCUACCUCUUCUGGGAGUUUCCGACAAACGUCCUGCUGCAGAAGCUACCCAUCAACCACUUCAUGUCUGCGACGGUUGUUUUGUGGGGUGCUGUACUCAUGUGUCACGCUGCAUCGCAUAACUUCGCCAGUCUUGCCGCGACGAGAACGUUUCUUGGAGCUUUCGAAGCCUCGAUUAAUCCCGGUACAAUGUUGUUAUUUUCAAUGUAUUACUCAAGAAAGGAGCAACCCGUACGAAUGGGUAUCUGGAUUGGAUCUGCUGGCUUGGGAUAUGUCACCGCGGGUAUCGUGACUUUUGGUAUCGGUCAUGUUCAAGGGUCCAUCGCGAGCUGGCGAAUUUUGUUCCUUUUUUGGGGCGCAAUUACUGUGGCUUGGGGUGUUCUUAUGCUAGUGUUCCUGCCCGGAUCGCCACUCACAACGAAGUUCUUGUCGGAGAAGGAGAGGGCGAUGGUCAUCAGCCGCGUCAAGGGUAAUGGCACGGGAGUCGAGAACAAAACCUUCAAGUGGUUCCAGUUCAGGGAAGCCAUGACGGACAUUAAGACUUGGCUAUUAUUCUUGUUUGCUGUUUCAAGCAACGCUCCCAAUGGCGGGUUGACAACGUUCCAAGGUCUUGUGAUCAAAGGAAUGGGCUUCUCGACUCUCCAAACCACUCUCAUUCAGAUGCCUUCAGGAGGUGUUCAACUAAUUCUUUGUCCCUUGGCGUGGUGA
Colletotrichum spaethianum is the source of this 987-nucleotide messenger RNA. Its product is annotated as putative transporter. The transcript is spliced from 2 exons. The coding region runs from base 1 to 987 and encodes 328 amino acids. Gene Ontology annotation, cellular component: plasma membrane. The record is from RefSeq and is a predicted model, not a curated record. Gene Ontology annotation, molecular function: dipeptide transmembrane transporter activity; allantoate transmembrane transporter activity. NCBI's taxonomy places the organism in Eukaryota, Fungi, Ascomycota, Sordariomycetes, Glomerellales, Glomerellaceae. Gene Ontology annotation, biological process: allantoate transport; transmembrane transport; tripeptide transport.